Molecule: messenger RNA, 1220 nt
Organism: Aspergillus aculeatinus CBS 121060
Lineage: Eukaryota; Fungi; Ascomycota; Eurotiomycetes; Eurotiales; Aspergillaceae
Product: putative 26S proteasome-associated ubiquitin C-terminal hydrolase
Exons: 3
Coding region: 88-1062 (324 amino acids)
Biological process (GO): ubiquitin-dependent protein catabolic process; protein deubiquitination
Cellular component (GO): cytoplasm
Molecular function (GO): cysteine-type deubiquitinase activity
Source: RefSeq, a predicted model, not a curated record
CAAGCUUGCCCGAAUCAUACGAACUACACAUACAACCCGACCGACCUUUCUGAACAGAACACCCAGAGACAAAGGAAAAUCAUCACCAUGUCCGAAGGCGGAGGCUGGAGCACCAUUGAAUCCGACGAGGGCGUCUUCACCUCUCUGAUCGAGAACCUCGGCGUCAAAGACGUGCAAUUCGAAGAACUGAUCUCCCUCGACGCCGGCACGAUCCGCUCAUUAAGCCCCGUCUACGGCGUAAUCUUCCUCUUCAAAUGGAUCCGCGACCACCCCCCGUCCACAUCCACAAGUACAACAUCAACACAACAGCCACCCGCGGCAGGAACCCACGACGCCAACCCGCCACCAACGCUCUUCUUCGCGAACCAGACCAUCCAAAACGCCUGCGGCACGCAAGCCAUCCUCUCCGUGAUCCUCAACCACGACACCGCGCCCCCCUCACCCUCCUCCCAACUACCAAAAAUCGACAUCGGACCGGAACUCCGCGCCUUCAAGGAUUUCACCACGGGCUUCCCCCCGGAUCUCCUGGGCGAGGCGCUGUCGAACAGCGAGCCGAUCCGCACCGCGCACAACGCCUUCGCCCGGUCCUCGCCCUUCGUCGACGAGACCCAGCGCGCCCAGCAGGAUGAGGAGGGCGGGGACGUCUAUCACUUCAUCGCGUACACGCCCGUCGCCGGCCGGCUGUAUGAGCUGGACGGCCUGCAGCCGCAUCCCAUCGUCCACGGGGACUGUACCCCCGAGGACUUUCCCGAGAAGGUCAUCGAGGUGAUCCAGCAGCGCAUCGCCCGGUACCCCGAGGGCGAGACGCGGUUCAACCUCAUGGCCGUGUGCCGGGAUUUGCGCGUCCGGGCCCGCGAGUUCGGCGACGCCGAGGCACUGGAGACCGAGGAGCGCAAGCGGAGGGCCUGGGCGUGGGAGAAUACCCUGCGCAAGUCGAAUUUCGUGGGCUUCAUCGGGGAGGUCAUGAAGGGGGUGGCGGGCAUGAAGGAGCAAGAGGGCAAAUUCGACGAGUGGGUCGAGGGGGCCAAGAAGGAGACCCAGAGGAAGUUGAUGCGGAAGUGAUUUCCCCGCCCUCUCUCUUUACUAUGGCUCGCAGAAGGUUGCCUGUGGCUCCUUUGGAUGAUGAACUCAAUUUAGAAUCAGUGAUGUGAUGAUACUCCUGGCUAUGUAGGUAUGAUGUAUGUAUGUACAGUACAAAGACAAACAUAUGGCAGAAGAAA